CGGGGCCUCUAGGGCGGAGCGGCCACCAUCUUGGAACGGGAGGCGGAGCAGAGCUGACUGGGAGCGACCGAGCGGGCCGCCGCCGCCGCCAUGAACCCCGAAUAUGACUACCUGUUUAAGCUACUUUUGAUUGGUGACUCGGGCGUGGGCAAGUCAUGCCUGCUCCUGCGGUUUGCUGAUGACACAUACACAGAGAGCUACAUCAGCACCAUUGGAGUGGACUUCAAGAUCCGAACCAUUGAGCUGGAUGGCAAAACCAUCAAACUUCAGAUUUGGGACACGGCCGGUCAGGAACGAUUCCGGACCAUCACUUCCAGCUACUAUCGGGGGGCUCAUGGCAUCAUCGUGGUGUAUGACGUCACUGACCAGGAAUCCUAUGCCAACGUGAAGCAGUGGCUGCAGGAGAUUGACCGCUAUGCCAGUGAGAAUGUCAAUAAACUCCUCGUGGGCAACAAGAGUGACCUCACCACCAAAAAGGUGGUGGACAACACCACAGCUAAGGAGUUUGCAGACUCCCUGGGCAUCCCCUUCCUGGAGACAAGUGCCAAGAAUGCCACCAAUGUGGAGCAGGCGUUCAUGACCAUGGCUGCUGAGAUCAAAAAGCGGAUGGGGCCAGGCGCAGCCUCAGGGGGCGAACGGCCCAACCUCAAGAUUGACAGCACCCCUGUGAAGCCAGCUGGUGGUGGCUGUUGCUAGGAGGGGCACUUGGGGUAGAACAGGAAGGGGCACCUUCUCCAGAUGAUGCCCCUGGAGGGAGCAAGAGGUGCCUCCCUCUGCCUCUCCAGGGGCACUUGAGUCUGUGGCUUUGGGGUGUCCUGGGCUCCCCACCUCCCUCUGGCCCAUCUGCCUGCUGCCCUGAGCCCCAGUUCUGUCAGGGCCCCCAAGGGAGUUCAUGCAGGACCUGUGACUUGGGUGGGGGUGGGGGGCUGCUCUGCUGCUGCCUCUAGGUACCUUGAAAAGAUGCCCCACCAUGCACCUUCCUUUGGAACGAAGGCUCUGUCUCCCCACCCCCAUGUAUGCUGCACUGGGUUUCUCUUCUCUUCCUUCUCUCCCACCUUCCCAAGAGCUGAGGGCUUCCCUGGCCUUUGCUGCCCAUGGCUACAGUCAGUGCCUGAGGCCAGCAGUGUGGCCAGGGGAUCCAGGACCUGGGAUCCAGAGCCCUGGGCCGGAACUCAGGAUGGGCAUGGGGGUCGCAGGGGCCCAGCAGCCCACUCUUUCCCUGCCUCCCUUCACCCCUCCCACACUCACAGCUCCAGCCGUCCAGCUGCAGUGGGGAUAGAGUAUGGCUUGGGCAGGUGGGUGGGCGGCUGCACUGGGCCUAUGUCUUGAGCCCAUAGGGAGCCUGCUCCUGCCUCCCCCUGCCCUGCCAGAGGCAGGCCUAUGCGCUGCCUGCCCACCGUGCCCCUUUGUCCCUGUGGCAGGCGGAGGCGGAAGGCCCACCGUGCCAGAGGCCAGGCACCAGCCUUAACCCUCACUCUGCCAGCACCUCUUCCCCAUCCUUGAGGCAGCACAUCAGGCUUAUUCUCCCAUCCCUCAAAGCCUAAGAGGGCAGAACCUCAUCCUGUGUUGCUACUUCUCUGGGAAAUAUGGGUGCAACCCAGGGUUGGGGGUCUCUCUGUUCACCCCUUCCAAACCCAGGAUCCUGACCCCCUUGCCCUCUGGCACAGCUUCUUCCUGCAGAAAACAAAUCUGGUCUCUACCUAAGAAGCCAUGUCCCUUGUGCUGUCUCUUGCCUGUCCCACCCAAACUGUGCCCUGCCAUCCCCUCCCCUUCAGCUUGUAUUUAAAUCCCUGAGCUGCCCCUUGGGUGGGGAGGCCUACUCCCAGGUUCCCCUCUGGUGUUAUGUCAGGCAUUUUGCAAGGAAAAGCCACUUGGGGAAAGAUGGAAAAGGACAAAAAAAAAAAAAAAAAACAAUAAAUCUCACUGGCCCUCCGGUGAGCUGAGGGUUUUUGCAAGGAA
Molecule: messenger RNA, 1959 nt
Organism: Urocitellus parryii (Arctic ground squirrel)
Lineage: Eukaryota; Metazoa; Chordata; Mammalia; Rodentia; Sciuridae
Gene: Rab1b
Product: RAB1B, member RAS oncogene family
Molecular function (GO): GTPase activity; GTP binding
Source: RefSeq, a predicted model, not a curated record